Messenger RNA from Leucoraja erinaceus (little skate), 1776 nucleotides. RefSeq names its product vitamin D 25-hydroxylase (gene cyp2r1). The coding region runs from base 1 to 1479 and encodes 492 amino acids. The record is from RefSeq and is a predicted model, not a curated record. Gene Ontology annotation, cellular component: intracellular membrane-bounded organelle; cytoplasm. NCBI's taxonomy places the organism in Eukaryota, Metazoa, Chordata, Chondrichthyes, Rajiformes, Rajidae. Gene Ontology annotation, molecular function: oxidoreductase activity, acting on paired donors, with incorporation or reduction of molecular oxygen, reduced flavin or flavoprotein as one donor, and incorporation of one atom of oxygen; heme binding; iron ion binding. Gene Ontology annotation, biological process: xenobiotic metabolic process. The transcript is spliced from 5 exons.
AUGCCGAGCGUGGGCACGGUGCUGGGCUGGCUGCUGCUGCUCUUGUUGUUGCUGCUGCUGUUCCGCCAGGUGUUGCGGCAGCGGCGACCCCGCGGAUUCCCCCCUGGCCCCGCCGCCCUGCCGCUGGUCGGCAGCGUGCUGGCCCUGGUCACCCAGCCACACGUCUUCAUGCGCCAGCAGAGCCAGGUCCACGGGCAGAUCUUCAGCCUGGAUCUGGGUGGGAUAUCGACUGUGGUCAUUAAUGGUUACGACGCUCUCAGGGAGUGCCUCGUCCACCAGAGUGAUAACUUUGCUGAUCGCCCAUCUCUGCCUCUCUUCAAGAAGCUGACCAAAAUGGGAGGACUGUUAAAUUCCAAAUAUGGUCGUGGUUGGACUGAUCAUCGGAAGGUUGCUGUGAAUUGUUUUCGUUGUUUCGGACCAGGUCAAAAGAGCUUUGAAAACAGAAUCUCUGCGGAAUGCCUGAUCUUUUUGGAUGCUGUUGACACCUAUAAAGGAAAGCCCUUUGAAGCCAAAUGCCUUGUAACUAGCGCAGUUUCCAACAUCACAAACCUGAUCAUUUUUGGAGAGCGUUUUACGUACGAUGACACAGAGUACCAACAUAUGAUUGAGAUAUUCAGCGAAAAUGUAGAACUGGCUGCCAGUAUCUGGGCGUUUCUCUACAAUGCCUUCCCUUGGAUCGGUCUAUUACCAUUUGGAAAACAUCAGCGGUUGUUCAAAAAUGCUGCAGAGGUGUAUGACUUUUUGUUCAAGAUUAUACAACGGUUUUCCCAAAAUAGAACCGCCCAGAAGCCCCGGCAUCUCAUCGAUUCAUAUCUGGAUGAAUUGGAAAAGAAUAUUAAUGAUCCUGAAUCUUCCUUUUCAACAGAAAACUUAAUUUUUACUGUUGGCGAACUCAUUAUCGCCGGGACAGAGACUACAACUAACGCACUUAGAUGGGCCAUUUUGUACAUGGCCCUGUAUCCAAACAUUCAAGAAAGGGUGCAUCAGGAACUUGACACAGUUGUGGGCAAAAAGCAUAUGCCCUCCAUGGAACACAAGCCACAGAUGCCAUAUACAGAGGCGGUAUUACACGAAGUUCUGAGAUACUGCAACAUAGCACCACUUGGUAUUUUCCGUGCAACCACCAAGAACACUGUUGUUCGAGGCUAUUCCAUUCCAAAGGGAACCACAGUUAUAACAAAUCUCUACUCUGUGCAUUUUGAUGAAAAAUAUUGGAAUACUCCCGAUCUAUUUUGUCCCGAGAGAUUCCUGGAUAAAAACGGGCAGUUUGUGAAGAAAGAGGCAUUUGUUCCAUUUUCUAUUGGUCGAAGACACUGCCUUGGAGAACAGCUUGCAAGAAUGGAGUUAUUUCUGUUUUUUACCAUGCUUUUACAAAGGUUUCACAUUCAUUUCCCACCUGGAACUGUUCCAAAUCUGAAACCCAAAUUGGGAAUGACAUUACAGCCUCAUCCGUACCUUAUCUCAGCACAAAGACGUUGAGAAGAGAAUAUUAAAGUAGUUUGUUACCAAUGUAAAUAUCACCAUGGUUGGGAGGGAAUUAAUCUACAAUUAAGAAGCAGGGAUAACCACACUCUAAUAUAAUAAAAAGGAACUGCCGAUGUUGCUUUAUACCAAAGAUAGACACUAAAUGCUCGAGUAACUCAGCUGAUCAGGCAAUAUCUCAAUAUCUCUGGAGGAAAUGGACAGGUGAUGUUUCAGGUUGAAACCUUUCAGACCAUUUUAUAACCAAAUUCUAUUUUGUAUUGCCUAAUAUUAUGAUUAAGCAAAAUAAAAUAG